Molecule: messenger RNA, 2083 nt
Organism: Priapulus caudatus
Lineage: Eukaryota; Metazoa; Priapulida; Priapulimorpha; Priapulimorphida; Priapulidae
Product: pescadillo-like
Exons: 13
Biological process (GO): ribosome biogenesis; maturation of LSU-rRNA from tricistronic rRNA transcript (SSU-rRNA, 5.8S rRNA, LSU-rRNA)
Cellular component (GO): nucleolus; PeBoW complex
Molecular function (GO): RNA binding
Source: RefSeq, a predicted model, not a curated record
AUGUGGUACGAGAGCGGUGCAGCGACCAACUACAUUGGUAGAAAUCAAGCCAUCAAGAAGCUGCAGCUGACUAUAGCAGACUUUAGACGAUUAUGCAUACUCAAAGGAAUCUAUCCGCAUGAACCUAAAAACAGGAAGAAGGUGAACAAGGGAAGCACAGCCCCAAAGACUUUCUACUACUUGAAGGACAUUCAGUUUCUUGCCCAUGAACCCAUAAUUCACAAGUUUCGACAGUUCAAGGUAUUUGUCAGACGAUUGAAAAAAGCCGUCGCAAAACAGCAACCCGAAACUGCUGAGAGGCUACGUGAGAACAAGCCUGUGUAUAAGUUGGACCACGUUAUCAAGGAACGGUAUCCGACGUUUAUCGAUGCACUGCGUGACUUGGACGACGCACUGUGCAUGGCCUUCCUGUUCGCGACCUUCCCCAAACAGUCACGCACUCACCUAGAGGUCAUUCAGCUGUGUCGCAGACUCACUGUCGAGUUCAUGCACUACGUAGUCACGGCGAAAGCACUGAGAAAGGUGUUUGUGUCAAUCAAAGGCAUCUACUAUCAAGCAGAGAUACAUGGCCAAACGGUCAACUGGAUAAUACCACAUCAAUUUGGCUACAUGCCACCGGAGGAUGUGGAUUUCCGCAUCAUGGCGACGUUCACGGAGCUGUACACGACAAUGCUUGGCUUCGUAAACUAUCGUCUCUACCACGGCCACGGCCUCGUCUACCCGCCCGCACUCGCUCGCUGGACCUCUAUACACCGCACGCAGGACGGCGACACCUGGUGUGGGGAGGACGAAGUAGCAGACGAGGUACGCUGGGUGUUGGGUGUGGUGGGGGGGGGGGUCGUUAGGAUUUGCAGCAGUUGUCAUUGUGUUCGAAAGAUAAAUGACAGACUGGAAAACUUCUGGAUAUUGUUGUAGGGUGACGACGAGUCACAAGUGGAAGACGCACAGGCACGCAUGGAAGAGCUAAAGAAAUUACAAUCACUUUUUAACGGACUAAAGUUCUAUCUCAACCGAGAAGUUCCGCGAGAAUCCUUGGCAUUCGUUAUACGUACGUUUGGGGGCCAGGUUUCAUGGGAUGAUACUGUCUGCAUCGGUGCUACUUAUAAAGAAAGUGAUGAGAGCAUCACACAUGAAGUCGUUGACCGGCCGAAAAUCAUGGGAAAGCAGUACUUAUCCAGGUAUUACGUGCAGCCGCAGUGGGUGUACGACAGUGUGAACGCACGCACUCUGCUUCCUGCUCAGGACUACCUGCCCGGAGCCAUGCUGCCACCACACCUCUCACCGUUCAUUGAGGAGAAGGAGGGUGACUACAUGCCGCCAGAGCGCGAGGCCAUGCUGGCGGGACGAACGACACGCGCACCCGAUGCUGAGAGCGACGAAAACAGCGAUGAUGAUGAUGAUGAUGGUGCUGAUAAGGAUGAGGAGGCAGAGGAGGAGGAGGCAGAGGAGGAAGAAGGUGGCAAGAAAGGGAAAGGUAACAGGAAGAGGAAGUCGGAGUCGACCAUGACUAAGAUGGUCGUUGAACGGGGAGCUCCUGAGGAUAAGGUCGCCUCGCAGCGAUCCGAGUUUUUCGCGAACAAGGAAGAGAAGAAGCUAGCAGAGAUGAUGAUCCCGAAGAAGAGGAAGAGGCUCUAUGAGAAGAUAGUCUAUGGACAGAAGCGCAAGGCUAAGGAGGUGGCCAAGUUGACUGAUAAGAGAAAGGCGCAUGACAGAGCUCGGAACAAAAAGAAGGUAAUUGCUCAAAAGUAGCAUUUAUUCGAAUAUAGUGUUCAAAAUCAGUGAGGUGUCUCUAACCACGUGUGAGCUAGGGAUGGCAGCAUAGCAAUGAACACGUCAUGUUACCUCGUAAAAUACAAGUAAUCAUGUCGCUUGCGUCACAUCAUUGGAAAUAGUGUCUGGAACGCUUGUGAGAUAUUUGGAAUACCUAAUCAGCUUUUAUCAUCUCCUACACGAGGUAACGAUGCUCGAUUUUUUUUCUGUUGGAAUUUAAAUGUUUCAAUCUGUUUAUUUUCUGGCAUAUGAUCGUGUUGCUGAUGAACGUUUCUAAUGGGAAAUAAAGGAAAAGAUUGUCUUUCUUGCAAAA